Coffea eugenioides is the source of this 1389-nucleotide messenger RNA. RefSeq names its product putative disease resistance protein RGA1. Gene Ontology annotation, biological process: defense response to other organism. The coding region runs from base 1 to 1389 and encodes 462 amino acids. The record is from RefSeq and is a predicted model, not a curated record. Gene Ontology annotation, molecular function: ADP binding. The transcript has a single exon. Lineage: Eukaryota; Viridiplantae; Streptophyta; Magnoliopsida; Gentianales; Rubiaceae.
AUGCCGAGCAGGCAAUUUACUGACAAGGCAAUUCAACUUUGGCUGCAGAAGCUCAAUCUUAUUGCUUAUGAAGUCGAUGACAUAUUAGAUGAUUAUGCAACCGAAGUCUCGAGAGAACCGAAAUGCAAAAACAGAUGUUGUAAUGUAUUGGAUUGUCUUCCAGCAACAUCAAACAUAUGGUUUCGGCACAGGAUUGGAGCAAGGAUGAAGAAAAUCAUUGGAAAAUUUGAUGCAGUUGCUGAUGAGAGAAUAAAGCUUGGAUUGAGUGAUCAAAAGCGCGGGAGCAACCACUUUCUGGUUGAUUCCACUGCAACACGUGAGACUGGUCCCUUGCUAAAUGAACCUGAUCUAGUCCUAGGAAGGGACGAGGAAAAAGAUAAGAUUGUAGAAAUAUUGGUGAAUCAAGUUAGCGAUAACCAAAAUGUAUCCGUACUCCCUAUAAUGGGUGUUGGAGGCCUUGGAAAGACAACACUUGCCCAAUUGGUCUUCAAUGAUAAGCGCGUAAUUGAGCAUUUUGAGCUAAAACUCUGGGUUUGGGUUUCAGAGGAUUUUGAUGUGAAGAGGAUAAUAAAAGCCUUAAUUGAGUCUGCAAAAGGGACUUCUGCUGAAGCCCUAGGCAUGGAUCCUCUUCAAAGAAAACUUCAAGAGUUGUUGAGAGGGAAAAGAUACAUGGUUGUACUAGAUGAUGCCUGGAAUGAGAAUCGAGAGGAAUGGGAGAAACUGAAAUCUGUUCUGGAAUGCGGAUCAAGAGGUAGUUCAAUUGUCACGACAACUCAUGUGGAGAAGGUUGCCACAAUAAUGGGCACAUUACAGACACAUUAUCUGUCAAGUUUGUCAAACAAUCGGUGUUGGUCAUUGUUUAGGCAACGGGCAUUUGGUCGUCAAGAGGCAGAAGAAUAUCCUAACCUUAUAGCCAUUGGAAAAGAGAUUGUGAAAAAAUGUGGUGGUGUUCCACUAGCUGCAAAGGCUCUCGGAGGCUUUCUACGAUUCAAGAGAGAAGAAACUGAAUGGAACUUUGUGAAAUCUAGUGAGCUUUGGAACUUACCUGAAGAUGAAACACAUAUCUUGCCCGCAUUGAGAUUAAGCUACCUUAAUCUUCCGGUAGAGUUGAGAGGUUGCUUUGCAUAUUGUGCAGUAUUUCCCAAGGGCUCUAAAAUUGAAAAAGAAGAGGUAAUACAUUUGUGGAUGGCAAAUGGAUUGAUUUCAUCUAAUGGAACGAUGGAAGUGGAAGAUGUUGGUGAUGCUGUGCUGACUGAACUACAUUAUAGAUCAUUGUUCCAAGCUAUGGCGAAAGAUGAGUUUGGCAGUGUCCUCACUUUUAACAUGCAUGACCUUGUCCAUGAUCUAGCUCAAUCUGUAAUGGAGGUGAAACACGGUGGAACAGAGUAA